Epinephelus lanceolatus (giant grouper) is the source of this 4848-nucleotide messenger RNA. Lineage: Eukaryota; Metazoa; Chordata; Actinopteri; Perciformes; Serranidae. The record is from RefSeq and is a predicted model, not a curated record.
CCGAGGAGACGGAGAGGAGGACACCACGGGAAACGGCUCUCCAACGGGCGGAACUCGGGAGACACUUCGACCCCAAGUCCUGUCAACUCAACCAGACAUGAUUUACCGCUGUCAUAACAACUGGACGGACUUUAUCUCUGACAGCUGAAGCUACGAGCUGUUUUAAAACGCUCCUUGAUCCUCAGCAGCAGCAAUUGAUAAAAAUACAAUGGCAGAAGCUGGGAAACCUUCAACCGGAGCAACCAGUGUAGAUACCAUGGCAGAAGGUGGGUGCAGAGAGAAACAGCGGCCUUCACUGAUCCAGAGGGUGGAAACAAUAGCGUCUGUCAUAGAGCUGCUUUUGGAAACACUGGCUGGUUUGAGUGUCAGGGAGCUCAGGAAGUUCAAGACGGUCCUGAGUCAAAAUCACCUCCACGGACGCUUCUAUUGGAGGCAGCUGAGGACAGACAUGCAGGACACAGUGUUUUUAAUGGUGCAGAUUGAUGGCCAACAGUCUGUGGAGACGACCAAGGAGGUUUUAAAGAAGAUGAAGAGGACUGAUCUGGUGCAGAGGUUGUCAGACAGCAGCAAACGAACCAAAAAAAAACACUCAGUGGAUGAACACCUGUCUGCACUGAUACACAAAGUGGCAACAAUGAGGGUGUUUAAAGAACUGCUUUUGGAAACACUCCGUGAUUUGAGUAACGUGGAGCUCAAGAAAUUCAAGUGGUUGCUGAAGUUUACGUUCUUCCAGAGGAACAUUGAACUCAUCUCAUGGAGAGAACUGAGCCCUCCACACAUCCCAUGGAGUGAACUGGAGUUGACCAACAGUACAGACCAACUGGUUGAUGUGAUGUUGGAGAGAUGCGGUCAACAGUCUGUGGAGGUGACCAAGCAGGUUUUGAUGGACAUUAACAGGACUGAUCUGGUGCAGAGGCUGCCAGAGACCAGCUCAGGACAAGAAGCUGCAGGAUCAUCAGCUGAAGCUUUUGGUGUGAGAACCAUAGAGAGAGAGAAACACUGUGUGGAUCAACAUUGGCCUGCAUUGAUCCAGAAGGUGGAGACGAUGACGUCUGUCAUAGAGCUGCUUUUGGAAACACUGGCUGGUUUGAGUGACGGGGAGCUCAGGGAGUUCAAAGAGGUCCUCCUUCGUCAGACUGACCUCUGCAGACACCUCUCAGACAUGCCAAUGAUACUGUGGGAGAAAGAAGACCGGCAGGUCACAGUGUUUUUAAUGGUGCUGACUGACGGCCAACAGUCUGUAGAGAUGACCAAGCAGGUUUUAAAGAAGAUGAAGAGGAUUGAUCUGGUGCAGAGGUUGUCAGACAGCAGCUCAGGACCCAAAAAGCAACACUCAGAUGAACACCGACCUGCACUGAUCCAGAAAGUAGCAACAAUGGCAGCUGUUAAACAGCUGCUUUUGGAAACUCUGAAUGAUUUGAGUGACAAGGAGCUCAAGAAAUUUAAGUGGUCCCUGGAGUGGACUGUCUCCCAGAAGAACCUUCCAGACUUCUCACCAGAGUUGAGUGACACCACAAACAGAGAAGAAAUAGUGGAUGUGAUGUUGCGGACCUACAGCCAACAGUCUGUGCAGUUAACCAGGGAGGUUGUAAAGAAAAUGAACAGGACUGAUCUGAUGCAGAGGUUGUCAAAGCCCAGCUCAGAACUCAAAGAGAAACACUCAGUGGAUGAACAUCAACCUGCAGUGUUGAAGAGAGCAGCUGUGAAACAGAUUCUUUUGGAAACACUGAAGGAUUUGAGUUAUAAGGAUCUUGAGAAAUUCAAGUGGUUGCUGCGGUUCACACAGUUCCAGAAGGGCCUUCCACACAUCUCAUUGAGCCGACUACAGGGAGCAGGCAGUGCAGACACAUUGGUGAAUCUGAUGGUCCAGACUUGUGGCCAGCAGUCUGUGGAGGUGACCAAGGAGGUUUUCAUGGACAUGAACAGGACUGAUCUGGUCAACAAGUUGUCAGUCAUCAGCUCAAGAAUCAAAGAGAAACAUCUAUAUGAACCGCUCCAGAAAGAAGUCACCAUGACACCACUAAUGGAGAAGCUUUUGGAAACACUGGAAGAUUUAAGACCGUGGGAGCUCUGGGAGUUCAAGCGUGUCCUACAGCACACUAGAAUGGAGAAAGGCCUCCCUGAGAUCUCAAGACAGAGAAUGGGGAUGGCAGGUAGAGUUAAAAUAGUGGAGCUGAUGGUGGAGAUUUACGGCCAACAGUCUGUGGAGGUGACAAGGGAGGUUUUAAUGGAGAUGGAGAGGAACAGGAGGGAGAGGGAGGAGAUGAACAGGAGGAGGAUGGAGGAGAUAAAGAGGAGGAUGAUGGAGGGGAACAGGAGGGAGAGGUGGAGGUUUUCUCCCUUCAGCUUCGGACUCAAAGAGGAACAUCCGUCUGAACCGCUCCAGAAAGAAGUCACCAUGACACCACUAAUGGAGAAGCUUUUAGAAACACUGGAAGAUUUAAGUCCCGGUGAGCUCGAGAAAUUCAAGCAUGUCUUGCAGUACACUAAAAUGGAGAAAGAGCUCCCAAAAAUCCCACGACACCAAAUGGAGACGGCAGACAGAGAUGAAAUAGUGGAGCUGAUGGUGAAGCUCUACGGCCAACAGUCUGUGGAGGUGACCUGCAAAGUUUUGAGGAAGAUGAAUAGGACUGAUCUGGCAGAGAUGCUGUCAGGAACCAGCUCAGGACUCAAAGAGAAACAUCAAUCUAAACUGCUCCAGAAGGUGGUGACCAGGACAUCACUUAUGGAGAAGCUUUUGGAAACACUGAAGGAUUUAAGUUAUGGGGAGCUCGAGCAAUUCAAACAUGUCCUACAGCGCACUAGAAUGAAGAAAGACCUCCCAGAAAUUUCAAGUCAGAGAAUGGAGAUGGCAGACAGAGAUGAAAUAGUGGAGCUGAUGGUGGAGAUCUAUGGCGAGCAGUCUGUGGAGGUGACCAGGGAGGUUUUAAUGGAGAUGAACAGGACUGAUCUGGCAGAGAGGUUGCCAGAAAUCAGUUCGGGAUCCAAAGGGUCUUCAGGAAGCUCGGAGCUUGAGGGUUGUGGAAGUGUUACGCAGGAUUCCAGUGACUGGACUAAACUUGACCCUGAAGUGAACUGUACAGAUGCGGAUGAGGCUCCAACUUACAGCCUACAGUCUGGAGCAGGAAACUUUGAAUGCAGUGUCUCUGGCUUGCGCUGGGUCUGUAAGGAAAAGGUCAGCUUUAAGUACCAGUUUUGCUCUUUGAGUGGACACUUGGAGAGGAUUGAAAGCAUGAAGUACAUGCCUGCAGGUCCCCUGAUGGACAUCACAGUCACUGCUGGGAAGUUAGAUGAAGUCCAUCUGCCACACUGGAUCUGCAUAGAUGACAAUCCUACAAUAUUAGACAAGUUUGCAGUCCUACACAUAGAUGACUGUGGAGAUGUUGUGGAAAAAGUGUCUGAGGUCACAUCGUCCCAUGUCAAGCUGUCUGAACCAGUUUUCUCUCCAAGAGCGGUCCUGAUGAAAGUCGGUGUACCUGUGAAAAUACACUGUAAUGUGCUGAUAUACAAGACCAACAAAGCAUUCCUCACUCUCCAUGUUUAUCUGAUCCCAUGUGAUCCGGGUCUACAAGAGGAAAUGGACAAGAGGGAAUUAUCCUAUGGAUACAAAAUUAUCCGAAAGCCACAUCCAGAGAGGUCCCUGAAAAUGCAAGAUCGUUUCAUCCUAACAGCAGAUUUGGACGGUGCAGACAUUUAUCCUAAAACACUAAAGCUCAGAUAUAAAAGCAGAAACCCAAAUUUCUUUGAAGUGUUCAUUGAAAAUCCAGACAAAGUCUUCAUGCUCCAGAUUGAACAAGAAAAUGAUCAUCAACCAGUGUGGACCUGUGCAAUUAGAAAAGAUGACUACCAAAGCAGCACUGGUCCUUUACCAGGGGAGCACUUUGUGGAUAAACACCAGUGUGCUCUGAUUGAGAGAGUGAGCAAUAUAAAACCAAUCUUGGAUAAUCUCCUGAGUGAAAAGGUAAUCCAACAAGAAGAUUAUGAUACAAUCAGUGCCAUCCAAACCACUCAGGAGAAGAUGAGGAAACUCUAUAGCGGUGCCCUGAAAGCUGCAGGACAUGACGGCAAAGAUGUCUUCUACAAAAUCCUUGAGGAGAAGGAGACGUAUCUUGUUGCUGAUCUCAAGAGGAAGGCGUCAUAAAUACUGUGAUCAGGGUAAAUUUGCUCUUGUGACCAAACACACUGGCUAACUGAGCAAAACAGAACAAAACCAUUUUAUAGCCUGCAUUUGUAAAAAUAUUCAUCCUGGUGCCAUAUCCAUCUAAUCCUUUCUUUUUUUCUUUAGCAUGGUUUUUUUUUCAUUCUUUGAUAAAAUGAAUCCAAUAUGGUUGCUCAAAUACUGUAUAUUAUGUUGGAAAAAGACAUAUAUUUUUGAUAUUUUAAAAUAAUUAUAUGUAUAUUUUUUAAAUGUAAAUGUCCACUCAGGUUUUAACUCUGCACUCAUCUACGCCACUAUGGUCUGCACACAGAACACAAACAGUUAUAUUGUGUUACAUUCCUGCCGUCAGACUGUGGAGCUGACCCUUUUAUAUCUCUUAUUUUGAUUCUACACAAAUAUAAUAGCUUGUUUACAAUCACGACGUGGACACAGUCAUCAUUACAAAUUACCUUGUCCGUCAGACCUCUUAAUGUUGCUCAUGUUACUCUGUGAGCCGAUGAAAGCAUCCAAGUGUUGGUAGACUUUGCCUCCAGCUGCUCUCCAUCUGGACAGAGCACCAAUGUAUUAUGACAUAUGCAAAGACAAAAUCAUGGCUGUGGACUUUCUAAAAACAUGUUUACAAAUUGUCUAUUUGUCUGGCAUUUGUUGCUUUUCAAUAAAUAAGAUGUCUUGAUAUGACUUUAUUCUUA